AUGGCUGAUUCCAAUCAAGAACCCGAUCCCUUCACAAACGACACAAUGUCAGACUUCGCGAACGGCUCCAGUCCGGACAGUCCGUUUCCAUCUUCAGCCGCAACCUCCAACCCAUCCGAGAACAACACAGAUCUUGACCCAUCCGACGACCUUCAUACGAAUGGAUCAGCCAUUACCCCCAACGGCAUCGCUCGAUCUAUCAGCCCAGGAGUUGAUGCAGCCCUCGAGCCCUAUGACCACCCAGGUUCAGACCACGUCAUUCAGUUGUCUAGCAUCGAGCAUUGCAUGCCUCGAUCGUACAUUCGUAUCUGUUUCGCAUAUCGCGUACCAACGCCAGAAGUGCUCCCUGAGGCGGUGGAGAAGUUGAAUCACUUCGUUCGGAAGGUUGUGGACGCGAAGCCAUAUCUGAGUGGCUAUGUGGUAGCAGUGGAUAAUCCGGGAAAUCGCGUGGGUGCAGUGGAGAUCCGAUUUUCCGAUACGGAUUUCCUUGAGUAUCCCAAUGUCAGUAUGCGUCAGUUCACUCGCGAAGAGUUCCCGUAUACCUAUGACGAAAUCUGCGAACGAGGUCUACCGCCCAGUGUCAUCAAGCCCGAGCUUGUUUCUGCAUUGGGGGAAUCUGCUGAUGAGCACCGGGCCCCUGUUUUCAGAGUUCAGGCAAAUGUUGUGGAAGGAGGUCUCAUCGUUUCCGUCUACCUUCAUCAUUGCAUCUCUGAUGGCACAGGCUUCGGUUUGCUCGCUUCAGGCAGUGUGCUGAACGAUGACUUCACUUUUGACCGUCACCUGGAUACUCGCGGUCACGACGUCCCAAGUCUGUCAAUGAGACUGGACGCGUUCGCUACUCGCAAGAGCAUUGUCAGAAGAGAGUUGUCCUAUCCUUUUGCAAAUCAGAUCACUAACAGACAGCUGAAAUACAAAACGGCCCAGGCAGUACCUACAGAGCAUGAAUUACUUAAACCUCGGGGUCGUGGGUGCGUGUUUGCCUUUCCUUCGACCAAGCUGGACGACCUGAAACAAGCUCUGGAGGCUCACGCCGAUGGCGCCUUCAUGACACGGCAUGAUGCAUUACUGGCCUUGAUCUGGCACGGGAUGACAAAGGCCAGAAUCCCUUCUGUGCCGGGGGUGACAACUUCGAAGCUUCUCAUUCCAGUCGAUAUCCGCAAGAAAUUGAAGAAGCCGCUGUCAGAGUCCUACUUCGGAGCCGCGGUCGACUUCGCCUCGGUGCAAAUGCAUCUUUGCCAUUUAGCGGACAGCAGUGCCCCUUGUAUGACCGAGACAGCAUUGGCUGUCCGCAAGGCCGUCAAUGGCGUUGACGAGCCUUAUAUUCGACAAGCCAUCGCUUUGGCAACCUAUCCCAAUCCGAGAAUUGACGUCCGAGAUUUGCAAGCCAGUAAUAUGGACCGAACCAAUGGUGCGGAUAUGUACAUCACGAGCUGGAUGAAACUGAAUGUCUAUGAGUCGACGUUUGAGAUGGACCUCGGGAGGCCAGACUGGGUGCGGAAGCCUUGGAGUAAGGAUCCUGGCUCAUGCAUCAUCUUGCCGUACGACGACCGAAAGGACUACCUCGAAGCCGUCAUACAGCUAGUAGAAGCAGACAUGGCCCGAUUGCUCGAAGACCCAGACUUCAUGGGUUAUGUUACCAGAUGGAUAGAAUGA
This is a messenger RNA of Cladophialophora psammophila CBS 110553, 1653 nucleotides long. RefSeq lists its product as uncharacterized. The record is from RefSeq and is a predicted model, not a curated record. The transcript has a single exon. Bases 1 to 1653 code for a protein of 550 amino acids. Lineage: Eukaryota; Fungi; Ascomycota; Eurotiomycetes; Chaetothyriales; Herpotrichiellaceae.